GCGCAUGCGCGCUGGCGCCCCUCUGCGCCGCCGCGCCUCCAGCUGCCCUGGUUACCGUGGGUGUUUGUGGAUUCCCCGCAGAGCCUGCCGCGCCGGGGACCUGAGGCGCCGGGCUUUCGUAGCGGUUCGGCACGCGCGCGCCCGCCCGCGCCUCGCGGUCCCGGCUGGGCGGCUGAGCCGGGAGGGACCCGCGGCCGCUUCUCGCCCUCCCACUGCUCUCUCAGGGCGGGCACGCGGAUAAGAUGGCGAAGUGGGGGUAGCCGGCGCGGAGCCUGAGGCGAUGGGGCGCGCCGGCGGGGCGGUCGUUGGAGCCUCCUGACGCGGGCGCGGGGUUGUGCUCCGCGGCAGUUUGAACUGGCGACCUCGGGCCGGCGCCCACUAGGUCAGACCACGGACUCCGCGGGUCGCUGUAGGCCCCGCCGAGAGUCGGAGGCGAUGGAUGAACAGAGUGUAGAGAGCAUUGCUGAGGUUUUUCGAUGUUUCAUCUGUAUGGAGAAAUUGCGGGAUGCACGCCUGUGUCCUCAUUGCUCUAAGCUUUGUUGUUUCAGCUGUAUCAGGCGCUGGUUGACAGAGCAGAGAGCUCAAUGUCCUCAUUGCCGUGCUCCACUCCAAAUACGAGAACUAGUAAACUGUCGUUGGGCAGAAGAAGUAACACAGCAGCUUGAUACUCUUCAACUCUGUAGUCUCACCAAACAUGAAGAAAAUGAAAAGGACAAAUGUGAAAAUCAUCAUGAAAAACUUAGUGUAUUUUGCUGGACUUGUAAGAAAUGUAUCUGCCAUCAAUGUGCACUUUGGGGAGGAAUGCACGGCGGACAUACUUUUAAACCUUUGGCGGAAAUUUAUGAGCAGCAUGUUACAAAAGUGAACGAAGAGGUAGCUAAACUUCGUCGGCGUCUCAUGGAACUCAUCAGCCUAGUUCAAGAAGUGGAAAGAAACGUAGAAGCUGUAAGAAAUGCAAAAGAUGAACGUGUUCGGGAAAUUAGGAAUGCAGUGGAGAUGAUGAUUGCACGGUUAGAUACACAGCUGAAGAAUAAGCUUAUAACACUGAUGGGUGAGUGUUUUUCUAUGCAACUGUUGUAACUGGGGCUUCAGGUU
Messenger RNA from Pipistrellus kuhlii (Kuhl's pipistrelle), 1095 nucleotides. Its product is annotated as E3 ubiquitin-protein ligase TRIM37-like. The coding region runs from base 436 to 1080 and encodes 214 amino acids. NCBI's taxonomy places the organism in Eukaryota, Metazoa, Chordata, Mammalia, Chiroptera, Vespertilionidae. The record is from RefSeq and is a predicted model, not a curated record. The transcript is spliced from 7 exons. Gene Ontology annotation, biological process: negative regulation of centriole replication; protein autoubiquitination. Gene Ontology annotation, molecular function: ubiquitin protein ligase binding; zinc ion binding; ubiquitin protein ligase activity. Gene Ontology annotation, cellular component: peroxisome; aggresome.